Molecule: messenger RNA, 903 nt
Organism: Seriola aureovittata
Lineage: Eukaryota; Metazoa; Chordata; Actinopteri; Carangiformes; Carangidae
Product: odorant receptor 131-2-like
Exons: 1
Coding region: 1-903 (300 amino acids)
Biological process (GO): G protein-coupled receptor signaling pathway
Cellular component (GO): membrane
Molecular function (GO): G protein-coupled receptor activity
Source: RefSeq, a predicted model, not a curated record
AUGGCAGGCAAUGACUCUUCAGUGUACAAGAUCAAUGAUAGGGUCAUUUUAGUUCAGGUUUUUGUUGCACUUUUUCAUUGCAUCAACUUUUUGCUGAUCACAAUUUUCUUUAUGAAGGAGUUCUUCUACACAACCAUGCGUUACAUCUUAUUUGCUAUCACACUACUGUCUGACAGUCUGUUUUUAUUUAUGACAGAUAUCCUGCUAAUUUUGAGCUAUUUUCACUUCACCAUACAAAUGUGGCUUUGCCUUAUUAUUUAUAUUGUUUUGUCUGUAUACACAUUUGUCACACCAGUUACUCUGACAGCAAUGACCCUGGAGCGCUACGUGGCCAUUUGCAUGCCCCUGCGCCAUGGAGAGCUGUGCUCCACACGCAGCGCUCUGCACUGCAUCCUCAUUAUUCACAGUCUCAGCUCUGUCCCCUGCAUUGUUGUUCUCUCCAUCUUCUUUGCAUCUGCAACCCACAGCUUCUACACCCAGGGCAGAAUAUGCUCUGUGGAAAUCUUCAUCUUUCACACCUGGCAGGGUCAUCUUAGGUCAACGAUAAGUCAAUUUUACUUCUUGAUUAUGUGUAUCGCCAUUGUGUUCUCUUAUGUUAAAAUAAUGAAAGUGGCCAAAGCUGCAUCAGGAGAGGAAAAAAAGUCAACAAAGAAAGGGCCCAGAACAGUGGUUCUUCAUGCUUUCCAGCUGCUCCUCUGUCUCAUCCAGCUGUGGUGCCCAUUCAUAGAAGCUGCUGUGCUUCAGAUUAAUUUAAUGUUGUUUAUUAAUGUCAGAAACUUUAAUUACAUUACUUUUAUUCUUGCCCCGAGAUGUUUGAGUCCUCUCAUUUAUGGCCUCAGGGAUGAAAAGUUUUUUCAUGCACUGAAAAGCUGUGCUCUCUGUGGUUUGUACAAGAAACAAUGA